AUGGCUGGGUCUGAGCCAUCAGAUCAUGAAGUCUCCUCGGAGUUUUCGCUGGUGACAGAGGUUGGGCCGGGGCCCCAGUCCGUGAAAGAGUGGCUACCCGAUCCAUUCUUGGCCAUGAACCUGGGAGAAGAGAUGCAGAGCCAGUAUCUCUCCGAUGCGAUGCAACGGCUGAAGAACCCCGAGCUCUGGGAAAGCGCCGCUGCGUCUCAGAUUCGCCAGCUUUCCUCCAACGCAGACCCGGAAGUGCGAGUGAAGCUCGAUGAGCUGAGCCACAAGUACCAAGAGGUCGCAGUUCAGAAGCUGCGAAGCCUCCGAGGAAACAUCAUGGCGAUGGCGCACAUCCUGGUAGAAUUGCUCGCAGCUCGGGACUACGAUCAGAAGAUGCGCCAGGAGUGCCAGGAUGAGCUGAAGGAUGCCAUCGAGAAGAUCCAGAACAUCUUCGUAACGCAGCAAGAGGACUACAAGGCUCAUUCGGAGAUUCAUUUCCAGCGUGUGGUAAGUCUCUUCCAAGACUCUCAGAAAGACUCCUGGAAGUCAGCUCUUGGUGCAAUGUCUGCUGUGGUAGGCGCCAUGGUGCCUGCCUAUAUCCUUCGGCUGGUCUGGUUGGCACUGUUCCGACCGAAGCGCAUGGACAAAACCGACAUCUUGCGGCAGUGGUACAAGCCCCUCUACCGCGAUCUAAAUGGAAACGUGCACUACAAACUCAUGAGGAAGAAGGAGGGUGGGCUGCGGCUUAGAGCAGGAUGGCUGUUGAGUCUACUCGUAGGUGGUUCUUCAGCAACAAUCCUCCUAUGCGGAAGGGCGGUUCUAUCGGCGUACUGGCAUGCUCAAAUCAGCAGGCAGAAGAACGUGAUGGCCAAGGCAGAGUCCCUUGUGAAAGUCGAGAUGCAGCAACUCCAGUCCAUGUGGCAGGGCACUUUGACAGUUGAGUCGGUGCCCUUUGAUUCGACCGGUUUAAAGUGUGUAUGCCAGGUGUAUGUAUGUUGCACCUACACACACACACACACGUUUAUAUAUGUAGAUAUGUAA
Symbiodinium necroappetens is the source of this 1029-nucleotide messenger RNA. NCBI's taxonomy places the organism in Eukaryota, Dinophyceae, Suessiales, Symbiodiniaceae. The record is from the annotation of a GenBank genome assembly.